This is a messenger RNA of Diatraea saccharalis (sugarcane borer), 549 nucleotides long. The record is from the annotation of a GenBank genome assembly. NCBI's taxonomy places the organism in Eukaryota, Metazoa, Arthropoda, Insecta, Lepidoptera, Crambidae.
AUGGUAGCUCUUUUGGCUGCUCUAUUAUGCACCGCACAACAUUGGUGUUUUGUUCAGUCGACUUCGUCUGUAGAAUGUCGUCUCUCGCUCAUAUUAUCGACCAAACAAGCGGAGGUGUUAGCGGUCACGAUAACAUUGCUCCGCAAUCGGUUGGCGUUAGAGCCCGACGUCGAAUUAGGCGAAAUGCGUGCUCAAAAUGAGAGACUGGAAAAGCAGAUUGCUGAAGCGAGUUCGACAUUGGCGCCAUCAGAAGGUCCUACUGAUGUAGACGACGGAGAUGACAAAAGGAUUACAGAAGACAAGUCCACCCCUUUGGCUAUCCAAGACCAGGAGCAGCAGCCGUCUACGUCGACAUGCAAUGCAUCAGACGGAGACUACAGAUUGGCGGCACUGGAUAAAAUCGACGAUGCAGUAGGACAGUCGACGUCAGGCGAAGAGAAUAUCCUGGCAGCUUUGGAUACGAUCGACUUCAACGAUACGAUAGUUGAUAAUAAGUUGGCCAAUGUCCAGGAAGUACUGAAGAAAAAUGGAUAUCAAGUGCACGGAUGA